This is a messenger RNA of Echinops telfairi (small Madagascar hedgehog), 405 nucleotides long. Its product is annotated as 60S ribosomal protein L32-like. NCBI's taxonomy places the organism in Eukaryota, Metazoa, Chordata, Mammalia, Afrosoricida, Tenrecidae. Gene Ontology annotation, molecular function: structural constituent of ribosome. Gene Ontology annotation, biological process: translation. The transcript has a single exon. The record is from RefSeq and is a predicted model, not a curated record. The coding region runs from base 1 to 405 and encodes 134 amino acids. Gene Ontology annotation, cellular component: cytosolic large ribosomal subunit; ribosome.
AUGGCUGCCCUCAGACCCUUGCUGAAACCUAAAGUUGUAAAAAAGAAGACCAAGAAGUUCAUCCAGCACCAAUCCGGCCUCUAUGUCAAAAUUAAGCACAACUGGCACAAGCCCAGAAGCACUGACAACAGGGUGCGGAGAAGAUUCAAGGGCCAGAUCUUGAUGCCCAACAUUGGUUAUGGGAGCAACAAGAAAAUCAAGCACAUGCUGCCCAGUGGCUUCUGCAAGUUCCUGGUCCACAACAUCAAGGAGCUGGAAGUGCUGCUGAUGUGCAACAAGUCUUACUGUGCAGAGAUUGCUCACAUUUACUCCAAGAAUUGCAAAGCCAUUGUAGAAAGAGCAGCCCAGCUGGCCAUCAGAGUCACCAAUCCCAACGCCAGGCUGCGCAGUGAACAAAAUGAGUAG